AUGAAAAUUUUCCCUAAAAGUGUUACUGCAAUUGAUGGGGUCAUUGGUGUCAUUGAUCCGGAUGCGGACGACGUUGAUCUCGAUGUUCUGCUUGAAAAUUUAUUGUACCUCGAGGCUGAUGAGCGUCUUCGGCACGCAUUGCAAGGCAUAUCAAUGUGGCGUAUGAAAAUGGUGGUUUCAUAUCUGGGUCCGUUUGGUGGACGUUUGACCACCGGUGGAGGAAUUGGUGAGCAUGGUGGAGUCGGCAAGCUGGAGGCACUGAAAUGCCAAUUGACUACUGAAGACAGUCCUGAAGACAACUCCAGCACUGACGAGGAAAUAUAA
Messenger RNA from Cotesia congregata, 324 nucleotides. The record is from the annotation of a GenBank genome assembly. NCBI's taxonomy places the organism in Eukaryota, Metazoa, Arthropoda, Insecta, Hymenoptera, Braconidae.